Messenger RNA from Podarcis raffonei (Aeolian wall lizard), 3946 nucleotides. Its product is annotated as protein phosphatase 1 regulatory subunit 3C-B-like. NCBI's taxonomy places the organism in Eukaryota, Metazoa, Chordata, Lepidosauria, Squamata, Lacertidae. Gene Ontology annotation, biological process: regulation of glycogen biosynthetic process. The coding region runs from base 162 to 1079 and encodes 305 amino acids. The transcript is spliced from 2 exons. Gene Ontology annotation, cellular component: protein phosphatase type 1 complex. The record is from RefSeq and is a predicted model, not a curated record. Gene Ontology annotation, molecular function: glycogen binding; protein phosphatase 1 binding.
GUGGCAGAGUUGGGUCAGGUGGAGGGGCGUGGCCAGAGCGGUGGGGGCGUGGUCACGCAGGCAUCGGCUCCUCCUCCCUUUCCAGCGUCUUCAUUCAUUUCUUCCUUCAUUUCGGGAGCGCCUCGAGCCCACGACCCGGGACCGUGGCUGCAGGCGGCGCGAUGAGCUGCGGAGACCUUUUCCAGGUGUUCAGCACGCGGGCGAUGGUGCCCCGAGCCACCUCCGUCGAUCGGGCCAUGAGGCUUUGCCUGAGCCACACCCCUCCCAUUCGCAAGCUGCUGGAUUCCUACGAGGAGCUGCGGGAGGGUCUUGGGCACCAGCCUUUACGCCCUUGCCUGAACAACUGCCUGGAAGGCGAGAGGCGAGACGCCAUCAAGGGUUGCCGUGGCAAGAAAAAGAAGAAGGUGGUCUUUGCCGACAUGAAGGGCUUUUCGCUCACUGCUGUCCGGAUCUUCUCCAAGAUUGAGGAGGACCUGUGUGAUUUGCACCAAGCUCUGUCUCACCUGACCAACUUCCGGAACAAGCUACGUGGCUCCCGUCCUGAGACGAAAAAAUACAUGCUGGAUUUUCCCCAACCUUCUGCUGAUUAUUUAGCCUUUCGCAACCGCUUGCAAAGCAGCUGUGUGUCUCUGGAGAACUGUGUGAUCCAGGAAAAGUCCCUUUCAGGGACCAUCAAAGUCAGAAACAUCGGCUUUGAGAAGAAAGUGUACAUCCGCAUCACCUUUGAUUCAUGGAGGAGCUUCCGCGAUGUCUGUUGCCAGUACAUGCCCAACACAUACGGCCUCACCGACACGGAUGUCUUCUCCUUUGAGGUGGCCCUACCAAAGGCACCAGCUCCUUGCGGGAAUAUUGAGUUCUGUGUUUCCUUCCACUGUGGCCAGAAAGUCUAUUGGGACAACAACCACGGGAAGAAUUACAGAAUCCGCCCCGUAAUGGGUCCUUCCCCUCCCAAUGCACUCUCCCGUCUGGCAAAGGGCACCUUCACGGCUGGCGAGCCCCUGGGCACCUCUCGUGCUGCCGCUCUGGUCCUCUCUCGCUUGCACACCUGGAGGCGCUCUGAUGACCAAGCCUACUGGUAGGGAUGCUUUGGAUUGAGCUCUCUCGGCUGAGCUCCAGAUCAUGACUCUGACCCAUUGCUCUCCUGGCGGCUCUUACAAAGACUGUUCUGUGGCCGAUGCCACAUGCCGAGUCUAUACUUUGGCAGUGUGCAGUUUGAUCUUCAUUUGCAACCAAGCCAUAAGCUCUUGAGGUUCAUGGCAGAAUUGGGGUUGGCUGCACCAGAGAGACUUUGACGGCCAGAAGCUGGCCAAAUCGGAGGUGCAGGUCAAGGAGAAAGCAGGCUCUCCCAAUUAUUCCACUGCAGAUGGGAAAUGGACGGUUAUCUGGGAGGAGGCUUGCCUGGUUUCAUCAGCAUGGAUUAGAAAAACUGCCUAGGACCGUCAUAGCGCCAUAUUGGUUCUUCGCCCUGCAGGUCAUUCUUAGAUCAGGGGUGGGGGAGCUUUUUCCUGCACAAGGGCCUUGUUCCCUUCCAGGGAACUUUCCAGGGUCUACAUGCCAUUGGUGUCUGGGGCCAGAAGUGCAACAAAAUGUCCCAAUUUCUACAUACCCUCAUACAACUCCCUCUGUUUUCCAUCCAUUGUCAUUGCUGCCCUGGGCUCCUUUGGGAGCAAGGGCGGAAUGUAAAUUUAAUAAAUUAUUAUUAAUAAUAUCAAGCAAGUUCAAGGACACAUUCCAGCCAGGCAACAACCCUCAAAGACGGACAAUAGUGGGUGGGGAGAGGGGUUCUGACCUGCAGAGAAUCCUGAAGGUCAGAAUGAGAGGCUGGGAAGGCCAUGUUUUGGCCCUGGCCCAGAGAUUCUUUGCCCCUGACUUCUGUCUGCCUCUCUCUCACAUACACAGACAACCCUGACUCCCCAUAUUGCAAUAAAGGUACUGACCUACCUGACCGGGUGGUUGUAAGGAUUAUGCACGUGAAGAGCUUUGCACGUCUAAUAUCUCCAACCCUACAUGCACCUACCGGAGAGUAAGUCCCUUUGGCAGGACUGACAUCAGGAGUAAAUGUGCAUAGGAUCUUGUGCUGCACAAUGCUGAUGUAAAUGUCAAAUUGUUCAUUAAAUAUUGUUCCUGUGUAGACCCUGAGUAAUGCUGCCGGUCUGGCAACUGCAACCCAUCUCCUUUUCCCUUGAAGUGAGCAAAGGUUUAGGAGGUGCUUCUAAGCCGUCCUGGGAAGGUGUGCCUUGCUCUCCAUGUGGCCCUGGCUGGAUUUGAGCCCCAGUGGCUGGAGGUGCAGCUGAAAGCCCACAAACUGGGGGGUAGCCAGGUGUGAUGGCAGCAGGUCUCUGUGUUACAACCUGUGUCUUCUGAGAAAGUGGGGGGCAGGAAAGUGGUGUAGGCAAAGGAGCAGUGGCCGAGAAAGGGGUCUGAGCCCUUCCCCUGCUUGCUGCAAGCACUGGUGCCAGCGGUCAGUACCAAGCAGGGGCCACACUGCCAAUCUCAGAAGCCUCCUCCCUUGCUUCUCCUCCUUACUUUUGGUGCCUCUUUACCUACCUUAACCCAGGGAGUGAGCAGCUAUGGCAGAGGGGAGGAGAAAGCAUGGGAAACAUCUGUGUGGCUUUGCCUUUCUCCUCCUCUCUGAGAGGUGAAGCUGACUGGAUCCAGAGGGAAGGAUCCCAGCUCAGUGAUAACAGCAUCUGCUCCAGGUUAAACCCCUGCCAUACCCUGGUGCAGCUGGGAAGUGGCUCCUGCCUGCAACCCUGGGAAGCUGCUACCAGUCAUUGUAGACCAGUGCUUCCCAAACGCGGGUCUCCAGCUUGUUUUUGGACUGCAACUCCCAUCAUCCCUAGCUAGAAGACCAUUGGUCAGGGCUGAUGGGAAUUGUCCAAAAGCAGCUGGUGACCCAAGUUUGGGAAACACUGUAUGUAGACAAUAACAAGCUAGAUGGACCACUGAGUUAUCUAUGCCCCUUCUGCAAGGAAGCCCUCGAGUAAGGCAGAAGGCAAAAUCCUCUGUACCUGCUAUGAUCCUGCCACCUCUGCUGAAGUACUCUCCUUACCUUAUGGUGCCACUAUUAUGACCUCCCUAGUGGUGCAGCAAUAAAGCUGCUAGCUAAGCAAGGUCCAGUAUGGUUUUGCAUUGGAUGGGGGGCCAUGUGUUGAGAUUCUUGCAUUGCCGGGGUCCCUUCCAACUCUACAAAUCCAGGGUUCUGACUUGUCUGUGAGGAAAGGGUACAUUUGUGGCUGUUUAGUUGAGAAACAAGGCAAGCAUAGAGAGAGAGAGAGAUUUAAAUCUUUCAUAUCCCACUCUUCCAGCCCAAAAGUUCCCAGAGUGGCUCAAGGAUUGUCAUUUCAUAGAAUUGCAAAGAGUGGGUUUUCACAGGGAAAGCACAGAGGCAAAAAACAACAACAAAGCACUCUGACAGGGAGCUUUAAAGCACAGACCUGUGCCAUGAAACACAGCACAAGAGAAAGUCUGAAUAAGCCAUCCCUCUGUGAUUUGGCAUUUAUUCGUGGUGCUUAGAAAGAAGUCGUUCAUCCCUCUCUCGCUUUACUAGAACCUGGGAUCAUCCAGGCAGGCUCUGUGCUAAACAUGUUCUCUGUAGGUGACUGCAUAAGGCAAGUUGGCGAAUGCUGGCAAAAGGAACUUUCCAAAAUGAUGAGGCUGUUUCAGAUUCUUGCUCUUUUGUGGGUGGGCUUCUCUUGCACACCAACAAGUUCAGGUUGUGCAACUGCAGUUGAGUUGGAGUUCUUGCGCAGCAAACCCACUCCCUGCAGCCAUAGAUUUUUGUGCUAAGAAAAGUGUUGGGGACAUGCACUGGAAGGUAUAGAUGUAACAUCUCCCCACAAACAAAUCAGAAUGAUUGCUCUCUAAGCAGCAUACAUUGUACAACCUCCCCACAGAUUUGUGGAAGCAAAUCAGGAUGAAUGCUCAAUAAACAGGUUGGCAGUGA